AUGGCUACCCAAGCCCCACCUCCACCCGCAUCUCCCUCUCCUCCCCCUUCUCCGCCCGUGACAGAAGGAAUAUCAACCUCUUCACCUCGAUUACCGUCAGGAGGGGUAACAGGAACAGGAACAAUUUCAACAUCGCCUCCUGUACAUCCCCCGGCCCCAAUUCCUCCACCAGUUCCUGUCGAAACACAUCCAAACCGCACAGGUCUAAAACCUCCCCCGCCGCGACGCGUUCUCACCGAUCCAAACCGUCUCGCGCCAGAAGAUGCUUACUACGCACACUCCCCCCCACGGUUCCGUUCUGUAGUCACUAACAACCAUGCGGCACAUUUACGUCUUCCUGCGGCAGUUGCGGCGUUAAGGCCUCCUCCGGCUGUACCGGGGGCGGAGCCGCGGAGGGCAAAGGAGGCUAGGAGAAGAUUUGGGUCGAGACGGAGGAGGCCAAAGGGUGCAUGGAAGAAGCUGUUAUGGGUUAAGCAAUCGUCGUCUAUAUCUGGCUCCUCCACGCGCUCUGUCAAAGCCACCAAUGACGACAGGAACCAGAAGGAGAACCAGAUCCCUAGCAAUGACUUGCGACUCUCUACAUCCAAUCUCGAUUGCCAGCAGCUUCGACGCCACAGCACGGGACUCAGCACUCUUAGUGCGCACUCACAUAGCGCUUCAGCUUGUUCCCUUCAUUCUGGAAAUUCGCCCCAAUCCCCAAAUUCCCCGAUGUCGCCAUUUACGCCAAUUAAUCUCAACAACGGCUCCCUCCAUUUCCCCAAUCACUGCCACUACCCUCAGCACUCCACCAACAACGGCUCCACUCUUUCCCCUCGCAACCGCCAACGCCUCGAAACUGCCAAAUCCGCCCUCCUAAUCUUCUGCGCCCUUCUCGGCCUCAGUCCGAUCCUCAAAUCCCUCACAAAGUCUACAACCAGUGACUCAAUCUGGGCUAUGAGCUGUUGGCUCAUGGUAAUAAACAUCUUCUUUUUCGACUAUAGUAGCAACAGCGGUGGGAGUGGUACGGGAGGGAGUGCCGAGAGCGGAGCCACCGCUGCUAAAUUUCCUUCCUCCUUGUCCACGAACGCCGCCGUCAUGGCGUCCACGGGGCUCGCCUCGCGUCUGAAAUCCACCACUCACGUAUUUAGCCUAACGCUGUUCUCUAUUGAAGUCUUUGGCCUAUUUCCUGUUUUUCGUCGCCAUCUGCGCGCGAUUUCCUGGCGGGGUCACGUGUUGCUUACGGUUUCCCUGGUGAUUAUUGCUAGUGCAGCGGUAGGCAUUACGCUGCGCGAAGUACAAAAAUGUGGUGGCUGGCCCCUGGGACCCGGCCAGACCAGUUCUGAGAAGGCAUUGGGACUGAGACAUAUAGGCUAA
Histoplasma mississippiense is the source of this 1353-nucleotide messenger RNA. RefSeq lists its product as hypothetical. Bases 1 to 1353 code for a protein of 450 amino acids. The transcript is spliced from 3 exons. NCBI's taxonomy places the organism in Eukaryota, Fungi, Ascomycota, Eurotiomycetes, Onygenales, Ajellomycetaceae. Gene Ontology annotation, cellular component: membrane; glycosylphosphatidylinositol-N-acetylglucosaminyltransferase (GPI-GnT) complex. Gene Ontology annotation, biological process: GPI anchor biosynthetic process. The record is from RefSeq and is a predicted model, not a curated record.